CCUCCCGGCACCACCGCCCGCCCGCGGCUCCGGGACCCGGCACUGGGAACAGCGGGAGCGCCAAGUUCGGGCAGCGGGAGCAGCACCGCGGAACACAGGGAGCGUGUGGACCGAGCACCGGGAGCGCCACGACCGAGCACCGGGAGCCGUCCCGCUUCGCACGGUAGAUCGGGGCACCGGGAGCCGUCCCGCCGGGCACGGGGAGCCGGGAGCGGGCAGCGGGAGCCGUGCGGGCGGCGCCGGGUACGGGGGAUCCGGGYACCGGGAGCCGUCCAGGAGAGUAUCCAGUCACCGGGGGUCGUCCAGCCAGCACCGGGCACGGCAGAGCUGAUCGCCGAGAGCCGUCGAGGCAGCGCCGGGCACGGYGGAUCAGGCCACCGGGAGUCGUCCAGGCGGGACCCGAGGAUAUCCAGCGCCGGGCACGGCAGAUCUGCUCGCCGGGAGCCAUCCGGGCCGCCCCGGGCACAGCACACCCGGACGGCAGCACCGGGCGCUGGGCUGGGCACCGGGCACGGUAAAUCGGGGCGCACGGCUCGGGGCACCAUGGGUCCCCCCRGCGUGCUGCCCRCCCUGGCCUGGCUGCUGSUGGGGCUGAGCAUGCCGGCACCGUGCCGGGCCCAGCUGCAUGGCGAGAAGGGCAUCUCCAUCCCCGACCACGGCUUCUGCCAGCCCAUCUCCAUCCCGCUCUGCACCGACAUCGCCUACAACCAGACCAUCAUGCCCAACCUGCUGGGGCACACCAACCAAGAGGACGCGGGGCUGGAGGUGCACCAGUUCUACCCGCUGGUGAAGGUGCAGUGCUCGCUGGAGCUGAAGUUCUUCCUGUGCUCCAUGUACGCACCRGUGUGCACGGUGCUGGAGCAGGCCAUCCCUCCGUGCCGCUCCAUCUGCGAGCGGGCGCGCCAGGGCUGCGAGGCCCUCAUGAACAAAUUUGGCUUCCAGUGGCCGGAGCGGCUGCGCUGUGAGAACUUCCCCCGGCAUGGUGCUGAGCAGAUCUGCGUGGGCCAGAACCACUCGGAGGACGGCGGCUCGCCGGCGCUGCUGACCAGUGCCACGCCGCUGGCCGGCCAGGGCACCCCCGGCGCCCCCCGCUACGCCACCCUGGACCACCCCUUCCACUGCCCRCGGGCGCUGAAGGUGCCCAGCUACCUCAACUACAAGUUCCUGGGUGAGAAGGACUGCGCGGCGCCCUGYGAGCCCGCCCGUCCUGACGGCCACAUGUUCUUCAACGAGGACGAGAUCCGCUUUGCCCGCAUCUGGAUCCUCAUCUGGUCCGUCCUGUGCUGUGCCUCCACCUUCUUCACCGUCACCACAUACCUGGUGGACAUGCAGCGCUUCCGCUACCCCGAGCGCCCCAUCAUCUUCCUCUCGGGCUGCUACACCAUGGUGUCGGUGGCCUACAUCGCCGGCUUUGUGCUGGAGGAGAGGGUGGUCUGCAACGAGCGCUUCCAGGAGGACGGCUACCGCACCGUGGUGCAGGGCACCAAGAAAGAGGGCUGCACCAUCCUCUUCAUGAUGCUCUACUUCUUCAGCAUGGCCAGCUCCAUCUGGUGGGUCAUCCUCUCCCUCACCUGGUUCCUGGCCGCYGGCAUGAAGUGGGGCCACGAGGCCAUCGAGGCCAACUCCCAGUACUUCCAUUUGGCCGCCUGGGCCGUGCCGGCCGUCAAGACCAUCACCAUCCUGGCCAUGGGGCAGAUCGAUGGCGACCUGCUGAGCGGCGUCUGCUUCGUGGGCCUCAACAACAUCGACCCUCUGCGGGGCUUCGUGCUGGCCCCGCUCUUUGUCUACCUCUUCAUCGGCACCUCCUUCCUGCUGGCCGGCUUCGUGUCCCUCUUCCGCAUCCGCACCAUCAUGAAGCACGGCGGCACCAAGACGGAGAAGCUGGAGCGGCUCAUGGUGCGCAUCGGCGUCUUCAGCGUCCUCUACACCGUGCCGGCCACCAUCGUCAUCGCCUGCUACUUCUACGAGCAGGCGUUCCGCGAGCACUGGGAGCGCAGCUGGAUCAGCCAGAACUGCAAGAGCCUGGCCAUCCCCUGCCCGCUGCACUUCACCCCCCGCAUGACCCCCGACUUCACUGUCUACAUGAUCAAGUAUCUCAUGACUCUGAUCGUGGGCAUCACCUCCGGCUUCUGGAUAUGGUCRGGGAAAACCCUGCACUCCUGGAGGAAGUUCUACACUCGGCUCACCAACAGCAAGCAGGGCGAGACCACGGUGUGACGCCCUUCGGCCUGAAAUUUUUAAAUUUUUUUUUUGUGUGUGGGGGGGAGUUAUAUAUUUUUUAUUUUUAGAUUUAUUAACGUCUAAGGGGUGUCUCUUUUUUUUUUUUCUCUUGGAAUUUUUUUUUUUUUUUUGUAAUUAAACCUGUAAAUAGCAUUUGUAAAUUUAAUGAUA
Molecule: messenger RNA, 2391 nt
Organism: Malurus melanocephalus (red-backed fairy wren)
Lineage: Eukaryota; Metazoa; Chordata; Aves; Passeriformes; Maluridae
Gene: FZD2
Product: frizzled class receptor 2
Exons: 1
Coding region: 544-2217 (557 amino acids)
Biological process (GO): non-canonical Wnt signaling pathway; canonical Wnt signaling pathway
Cellular component (GO): plasma membrane
Molecular function (GO): Wnt-protein binding; Wnt receptor activity
Source: RefSeq, a predicted model, not a curated record